CCGGAGCCGGCCAGCCCAGCCCAGCCCAGCCUCGUGCAGAGCCCCCUCCGCCCCCGCGCCCAAAGCCCCGCUCCCCUUGUGGUGCGCGGGACGGGGAGCCGGGAGGAGCCGCUGCCGCGCCUGUCGCCCGGGCCGUCCGUUUUCCGCGCGCGCCGCCGCCCGGGCCGGGGGUCCGAGCCGCGCGCCCCCGGCCCCGGCCCCCGGGUUCCUGGGCCGGAUGUCCCGAUGAGAGAGCCGGCGCUGGCAGCCAGCGCCAUGGCUUACCACCCGUUCCACGCGCCACGGCCCGCCGACUUCCCCAUGUCCGCCUUCCUGGCGGCAGCGCAGCCCUCCUUCUUCCCGGCGCUCGCGCUGCCGCCCGGCGCGCUGGCCAAGCCUCUGCCUGACCCGGGCCUGGCGGGGGCGGCGGCCGCGGCCGCGGCUGCAGCAGCGGCGGCCGAGGCGGGGCUGCACGUCUCGGCACUCGGCCCGCACCCGCCCGCCGCGCAUCUGCGCUCGCUCAAGAGCCUGGAGCCUGAGGACGAGGUGGAGGACGACCCCAAGGUGACGCUGGAGGCCAAGGAGCUGUGGGACCAGUUCCACAAGCUGGGCACCGAGAUGGUCAUCACCAAGUCCGGGAGGCGGAUGUUCCCCCCUUUCAAGGUGCGAGUCAGCGGCCUGGACAAGAAGGCCAAGUACAUCCUGCUGAUGGACAUUGUGGCUGCUGAUGAUUGCCGCUACAAGUUCCACAACUCCCGCUGGAUGGUGGCAGGCAAGGCCGACCCAGAGAUGCCCAAACGCAUGUACAUCCACCCGGACAGUCCCGCUACAGGCGAACAGUGGAUGGCCAAGCCGGUGGCCUUCCACAAGCUGAAGCUGACCAACAACAUUUCUGACAAGCACGGCUUUACCAUCCUGAACUCCAUGCAUAAGUACCAACCACGCUUUCACAUCGUGCGAGCAAACGACAUCUUGAAGCUGCCCUACAGCACCUUCCGCACUUAUGUGUUCCCUGAGACCGACUUCAUUGCUGUCACUGCCUACCAGAAUGACAAGAUUACACAGCUGAAGAUCGACAACAACCCUUUUGCCAAGGGCUUCCGGGACACUGGGAAUGGCCGGCGAGAGAAAAGGAAGCAGCUGACGCUGCCGACCCUGCGCUUGUAUGAGGAGCACUGCAAGCCUGAGCGCGACGGUGCGGAGUCGGAUGCUUCCUCUUGCGAUCCUCCUCCCGCUCGGGAACCACCGCCCUCCCCCAGCGCGGCGCCCAGUCCCCUGCGCCUGCACAGGGCCCGAGCGGAGGACAAGCCUUGCGCGGCUGACAGCGACCCAGAGCCCGAGCGGCUGAGCGAGGAGCGUGCCGGCGUGGCGCUAGGCCGCAGCCCGGCUCGGGACAACGCCAGCCCUCCUCGCUUGACCGAACCUGAGCGCGCCCGGGAGCGGCGCAGUCCCGAGAGAGGCAAGGAAACGGCGGAGAGUGGCGGGGACGGCCCAUUUGGUUUGCGGAGCCUGGAGAAGGAGCGCGCCGAAGCCCGGCGGAAGGACGAGGGGCGCAAGGAGGCGAGCGAGGGCAAGGAGCCUGGCUUGGCGCCACUAGUGGUGCAGACAGACAGUGCGUCCCCCCUGGGCGCGGGACACCUGCCCGGCCUGGCCUUCUCCAACCACCUGCACGGUCAGCAGUUCUUUGGGCCAUUGGGAGCCGGCCAGCCACUCUUCCUACACCCAGGACAGUUCGCCAUGGGCCCUGGCGCCUUCUCUGCCAUGGGCAUGGGUCACCUGUUGGCCUCCGUGGCAGGCGGCGGCGGCAAUGGCGGAAGCGCCGGGCCUGGGACUGCAUCCGGGCUGGACGCAGGCGGGCUGGGUCCCGCGGCCAGCGCAGCAAGCACCGCCGCGCCCUUCCCGUUCCACCUCUCUCAGCACAUGCUGGCAUCUCAGGGAAUCCCAAUGCCCACUUUCGGAGGCCUCUUUCCCUACCCAUACACCUACAUGGCGGCGGCAGCCGCAGCUGCCUCGGCUUUGCCUGCCACCAGCGCUGCAGCGGCCGCCGCUGCCGCUGCUGUCCUGUCCCGGAGCCCCUUCCUGGGCAGUGCCCGGCCCCGCCUGCGUUUCAGCCCCUACCAGAUCCCCGUCACCAUCCCGCCUAGCACUAGCCUCCUCACCACUGGGCUGCCAGCCGAGGGGUCCAAGGCUGCAGGUGGCAACAGCCGGGAGCCCAGUCCCCUGCCGGAGCUGGCUCUCCGAAAAGUGGGGGGCUCGUCCCGCAGUGCCCUGUCACCCAGCGGCUCAGCCAAAGAGGCGACCAGUGAACUGCAGAGCAUCCAGAGACUGGUGAGUGGGCUGGAGAGCCAGAGAGCCCUCUCCCCCGGCCGGGAGUCGCCCAAGUGAGGGUGCUGCCGGGCUGCUCCGCUGCCACGCAGGCCUCCGGGGCUGCAUGCCCCUGCUGCUUGGGACCGUACAGCACAGAAUGGGUAUUUAUUUAAAUAAAGGAGCAAAAGCGGGCUGCAGCAGUCAGAAUAGAGCCUCGUCUGGCAAGCCAGGGGCUGGGACACUUCCCUGGGCCUCCAUAGGCAUCGGGCUGCCGGAAACACAGUUGCUUUGGAGCCCCUGGAUUCCAUCCAGAUCUGCUCCAGAGUCAAGGUUACGUCGGCGAGGGCUCUCCGGUGUCCCAGCACUGUGCGGGAGGCCUCACCCAGGGCCCAGUAGAAACCAGAAGGUGCAUGGGCCAAGGGUGGGAGCUGCGAAUGGAACCCUCGACCUUGGUCUUGGGCCUGGACCGCGUGACAAGCUGGGGUGAGGGAUGCUGGAGCCAGUGAAGACCGAAGUCAGUGUAGACGAGUGGGG
This is a messenger RNA of Castor canadensis (American beaver), 2820 nucleotides long. It is a transcript of the gene Tbx2, whose product is annotated as T-box transcription factor 2. Gene Ontology annotation, molecular function: DNA-binding transcription factor activity, RNA polymerase II-specific; RNA polymerase II cis-regulatory region sequence-specific DNA binding. Gene Ontology annotation, cellular component: nucleus; chromatin. NCBI's taxonomy places the organism in Eukaryota, Metazoa, Chordata, Mammalia, Rodentia, Castoridae. Gene Ontology annotation, biological process: regulation of transcription by RNA polymerase II; cell fate specification; positive regulation of DNA-templated transcription. The record is from RefSeq and is a predicted model, not a curated record.